Morus notabilis is the source of this 1236-nucleotide messenger RNA. RefSeq lists its product as uncharacterized. The record is from RefSeq and is a predicted model, not a curated record. Bases 124 to 687 code for a protein of 187 amino acids. Lineage: Eukaryota; Viridiplantae; Streptophyta; Magnoliopsida; Rosales; Moraceae. The transcript is spliced from 6 exons.
CUUCCCUCGCUCCUUCUAGAGCAGAAGCAGUGGCUGAAAAUUCCAAAGCCCCCUCUGCAAAGUGUAUAUACGUCACAGGGAUUCACUCAUACGACGACGUUUAAAGAUUUAAUUGUUCAAAAGAUGGAUUCUGGUUCUAAUGGUGAAGAACCCACAUCAUGGGAUGAGCUUUACAAUAUUAAUUUCAUGCCCUCGGAGUUGUUUCUCAAGUUUCGGAAAGAAAUACAGGGUAUACGACUUGGUGUCAAUUUGGAGUUCUAUAAUGCUCCCUGCAAUGAGUAUCAAGCAAAGCUUGUGUUGAAGCCAUUGUCCCCUGAUAAAAAGUGGAAGUUCAUUUAUGAGCCGAUCCACCAAGAUGUCCGCAUUCUUUCUAAAAAAAUUCCCGUGACAAAAUAUUUAAAUCUCCAGGUCGGAAUAGGCCAUAAUUUUCACAUGCAUGCAACUGGUUGGAAAUGGAAGCUCACUACAUGUUUUGGUGGAGAUGGUAUAUCUCGAAUACGGAAUAAAACAACACUUGGAUUGUGCCCUGGUGUGGAUUUUCGGUUUGGGUGGAGGGCUGAUUAUGUCCUUCCAGAAAUUACUGGGGCUCUAGGAACUGAUGAGCCAUUGUUCAACAUGAACUCUGGAAAGUUCCAAGGAUCACUAGAUAGAGUCGAGGCUAUUCUAACCCAUUCAGACGCAGAGUGAUUUCUACAGGGGCAAAAAAAAAAAAAAAAAAGAUAAAUCGGUUUAUGUCAAUAUUUCACUCCAUAUUGCAACUGACGAAAGAGUGAUCAUUCCUCAGAAUGCAAGUACAUUCAUCAGCAAUGGAUAUCCUUUUUCUCUAUCACCAAAUUGACUAAUCGUCAGAGUAUGGGAUCAAAAAUUGGCCACUGAGGAUGUUGCAUAAAGCAGAAGUGGACAUGCUGUAUUAUUCUUCCUUAUCUGAUUGAAUAUUUCCUUUGAAUAUAACCAAAGUAUUGCAUGUAAUUGGCUUCAAUCAGAGUUCCUGCAAAGAAAAAAAAGCUUCAUUACGAUGAUGCUUUUUUCCUGUUUGGAAGGUCAUGUGUAAAUGGAAGAACUAAUUGCCAAGUACAUUCAUUUUGGCUUUUCUAUGUUUUCAUUUUCCCGCGUCUGUUUGAUUUAUUUUGACUUGCUGUUCUUCUUCCCUCAGUGAAAGUCGAUCACUGGCUUUACCUUUUUCUUUUUUGAACUCAAACCUGAACUUGUGUAAAUUGAUAGACCCUCGCAUAUAAA